AUGAGACCGUUCGAAAACGAGGGAACGAGCUCGCGGCUGCCGAUUGUGCGGCCGGCUACGCCGAACCAGAACCGACGCAGCAUGCGGUCGUCCAACCUGAUAGGCACGUCCACGUCGCCGGCGUCCAAACAGCAGCACUAUCCUCUAUCGUCCCCUUAUCAUUCGCAACACAACCCGCCCUCUCUGUCGACUCCGGGGUCUUUAGCGCAGAGCGACUCCACCGAAGCCGCGCAAGACGGGGCCCCAGCAUCCGGCGAGUCCGAUCUGCCGUUUUUCGACAAAGCCCGACAGUUUGAGUUCAUUGACCAUCUGGAUAGCAUACACAUGAAGCUGUUGAAGCUGAACGAGAUCCAUGAAUCGCUGACCAAUUUCAACGAGUCGUUUGGCUCGUUUUUGUUUGGCCUCAAUAUCAACGCAUGGUGCGUGAACUUUGAAGAGGCACCGACUCCAAAAACCUGGAACCAGAAACAGCAGCUGGACGAGAUCCAGACCAAGAUUGACUCUCUGCAAGCAGAGAUCGAGAAGCUGGAAAGAGAACGCAAAGACAGAACGAUCAUGCCUCCCCCAGGGCCUAGUAAAGCCGCGCAGACCAAAGAAACUCCCGCGAGACGAUCGUAUCUUCGAGGCAAUAGCCGCGCGGUUUCGAGCUCUACAAGGCGCCAGUCGUCGAUUCCGAAGCUUGUGAGAUCGCAUUCGUCGUCAUUGAACCAGACACCAAUACAAAAACCCGCCGCGACGCCCAGCAGCAGACUAAAUCUGUCCUCUGCGAAAAAGACCAACAUACGACCGGGAAGCUCGCAGGAGGACGAAAAAUGGCAGGUCAAGGGACGCAAACCUUUUAGAUGA
Molecule: messenger RNA, 846 nt
Organism: Ogataea angusta
Lineage: Eukaryota; Fungi; Ascomycota; Pichiomycetes; Pichiales; Pichiaceae
Exons: 1
Coding region: 1-846 (281 amino acids)
Biological process (GO): mitotic sister chromatid biorientation
Cellular component (GO): DASH complex; mitotic spindle polar microtubule; mitotic spindle
Source: RefSeq, a predicted model, not a curated record